CUAUUCAACCGCGGCGUCGAGUGGACGUGUCGGACGAACGCGUUAUAAAAAAAAAAUAGUUUUAUUUCUGUGUAUUGUGUGUAAGUGAUACAUUUGAGGUUAAUAGCUUUGUCUUAAAAGACAGCAUACUUUUUCACACUGGAUUUCAAAUUUGAUGAGGGUAGCGUGAUGCGUGCGCCGGCGCUGGCCGGCGGAGCGAGCGUGGAGCGCUGGUCGGAGUCCGCGCCCGCGCCGCUCACCGACUACGCGGGCAGGGCGCCGCCCGUGCACGCCUACCCCGUGUUCCCCUACGACGACCAGCUCAACCAGCGCCUGGCCAUCUGGCAAGGCGACAUAGCAACGCUAGAAGUUGACGCGAUCACAAACACAAGCGAUGAAACGCUCACGGAAUGCAACGUGGUCAGCGAGCGGAUCAUGCAAUGUGCAGGGCCUGAUCUCAAAGAGGAGAUCAUCACACGAGGACUAGAAUGUCGGACAGGCGAGGUGGUGGUGACGAGCGGCUUCGAGCUGCGCUGUCGACACAUCAUCCACACCGUCAGUCCCAAAUACGUGGCCAAGUACCACACGGCCGCCGAGAGCUCUCUACACAAUUGUUACAAGAAUGUCCUCCACGCGGCGCGGGAAGCAGGCGCGCGCACACUCGCGCUCUGCGUCAUCAGUGCGCCGCGGCGCAACUUCCCACCCGACAUCGCCGCACACGUCGCUCUUCGAACAGUUCGGCGAUACCUCGAGCAACAUUCCAUCCCCCAGCUAGUGAUCAUAGCGAGCGCGUGCAGCGCGGAGCUGGGCCCUCUGCUGACCCUGGCCCCGCUCUACUUCCCUCGCAGCACUCGCGAGGCGGACGCGGCCAGGUGGCGCCUCCGCGAGGAGGGCGGGCCGGAGGGCGAGCCCGUGCACCCGGAGAGGCGGAUACGCAUCAUACACAACCCGCAUUCGCACACCACUGACGCCGCGGAUGACGACACGUCCCUCUGCGACGAGGAGGCGGCGAUAGAAGCGGCGGCGGCGUUCGCGCGCGCCUGCUCGCCCGACACGCAGCUGCUGCUGCCUUCCAACGCGCCCGCGCCGCACGCGCCCCGCCGCCACUACGACACCGACCAAUAUGAGCGUCUGCUAAGACGCGCUCGCAGCGAGGACCUGAGCGAGGUGUCGGGCAUCGGCUGCCUGUACCAGAGCGGGGUGGACCGCCUCGGCAGACCCGUCGUCGUGUUCAUCGGCAAAUGGUUCCCCAUAUCCGACAUCGACUUGGAUAAGGCGCUGUUGUAUCUAAUCAAGCUGCUGGACCCGAUCGUGCGAGGGGACUACGUCAUCGCAUACUUCCACACUCUGGCCUCUUCAAACAACCACCCGCCCUUCUCCUGGCUCAAGGAGGUCUACACCGUGCUGCCUUACAAAUAUAAGAAGAACCUGAAAGCAUUCUACAUCGUACAUCCCACGUUUUGGACAAAAAUGAUGACGUGGUGGUUUACGACAUUCAUGGCGCCGGCUAUUAAGGCCAAAGUCCACACCCUGCCCGGCGUCGAAUACCUCUACUCUGUGAUGGCGCGCGACCAGCUAGAGGUGCCCGCCUUCGUCACCGAGUACGACAUGACGAUAAACGGACUCCACUACUUCCAGCCUGACACCAGCAGCACGUAGACCGCAGCGCGCCGCCAACUCUAUGCUCUAUAGUUAUUUUAUACUUUAUAGGUUAUACCGUAAACACGCGUCACACUACUCUAUGGAUCUACAUCCAAUAACAUUUUAAGUUGUUCACUGACAUAUUAUAAAAAGUGUAGCCAGAACGAUGACAAAAACGAAGACAGGUGAUAGUACUGAUGAUUACUGAUAAGGUACCAGGUUUAAAUCAUGUAUUUUUCAAAAAGUUCACAAUAUGUUGCAAAUAAAACAAC
This is a messenger RNA of Maniola jurtina (meadow brown), 1892 nucleotides long. RefSeq names its product protein GDAP2 homolog (gene Gdap2). The coding region runs from base 169 to 1638 and encodes 489 amino acids. Lineage: Eukaryota; Metazoa; Arthropoda; Insecta; Lepidoptera; Nymphalidae. The transcript has 12 exons. The record is from RefSeq and is a predicted model, not a curated record.